AUGGCGUUCGAUAUGGAACACGAGAAAGAUCCCGGAUGGCAGUAUCUUCGCCGAUCCAGGGAACAAAUGGCCGCUGAUCAAUCUAAGCCGUACGAUUCAAAGAAAAACUGUUGGGUUCCAGAUGCAGAAGAAGGUUAUGUGGCUGCUGAAAUUACGAGCACAAAAGGAGAUAAUGUUACAGUGGUUACUGCGAAGGGAAAUGAGCAAACCUUGAAAAAGGACAUAACGCAAGAGAUGAACCCACCGAAAUUCGAGAAGACUGAAGACAUGUCAAAUCUGACAUUCCUGAACGACGCUUCUGUGCUUCACAAUCUUCGAGCCCGAUAUUCAGCUAUGCUUAUUUACUGUCAAAAGCGGUUACCACUUAAUACAUCAAUAAUAAAAGCAAUAUUUCAGACAUAUUCGGGCUUGUUCUGUGUCGUUAUUAACCCCUACAAACGCUUACCAAUCUACACGGAUUCAGUCGCACAA
Messenger RNA from Anisakis simplex (herring worm), 471 nucleotides. The record is from the annotation of a GenBank genome assembly. Lineage: Eukaryota; Metazoa; Nematoda; Chromadorea; Rhabditida; Anisakidae.